CGUGAGGUGGGGGCGGCCCUGCCCGGCUGAGGUGGGUGGCGGGACCGGAGCUGGGGCUGACCUGGCGCGGUGCUGCGGUCCGACGGGGCGGAGCGGGCUCGGGGCCCGGUGGGGCGGCGGCGGCGCUUUGUGCGAGUGGGAGGGCGGAGCAGAGCCGUGUCAGCGGCGGGGGCGCUGCGGGGCCGGGCCGGGCCCUUCCUCCGCCUUCUCCUCCUCCUCGUCGUCCUCGUCCUCCGCCGCAGGUCCCAGCGCGGCCCCGGCGGAAGAUGCGCGGCCGGCGGUGAGCGGCGGCGGGGCAGAGGCCGCAGCCCGAGGCUGGCGGGCGGAGGAUGCGGGCCGGGCCGCCCCGCCGAUGAGAGGCAGGAUGGGCACCCAGGGCAGCCCAGUGAAGAGCUACGAUUACCUGCUCAAGUUCCUGCUGGUGGGCGAUAGCGACGUGGGGAAGGGGGAGAUCCUGGAGAGCCUGCAGGACGGCGCUUCCGAGUCCCCCUACGCCUACAGCAACGGAAUUGACUACAAGACCACUACUAUCUUGUUGGAUGGCAGAAGGGUCAAGCUGGAACUCUGGGACACCUCAGGGCAAGGAAGAUUUUGCACUAUUUUCAGAUCCUACUCCAGGGGAGCCCAGGGAAUUCUCUUGGUAUACGACAUCACUAAUCGCUGGUCCUUUGAUGGGAUAGACCGAUGGAUAAAGGAAAUAGAUGAGCACGCCCCAGGUGUCCCUCGGAUCCUGGUGGGAAACAGGCUGCACCUGGCCUUCAAGCGGCAGGUGCCGACGGAGCAGGCGCGCGCCUACGCCGAGAAGAACUGCAUGACCUUCUUCGAGGUGAGCCCCCUGUGCAACUUCAACGUCAUCGAGUCCUUCACGGAGCUGUCCCGCAUCGUCCUCAUGCGGCACGGCAUGGAGAAGAUCUGGAGACCCAACCGAGUGUUCAGCUUACAGGACCUGUGCUGCCGAGCCAUCGUGUCCUGCACCCCGGUGCACCUCAUCGACAAGCUGCCCUUGCCCGUCACCAUCAAGAGCCACCUGAAAUCCUUCUCCAUGGCCAACGGCAUGAACGCCGUGAUGAUGCAUGGCCGCUCCUAUUCCCUGGCCAGCAGCGGGGGCGGGAGCAGCAGCAAAGGGAACAGCUUGAAGAGAUCCAAAUCCAUCCGGCCGCCCCAGAGCCCCCCACAGAACUGCUCACGCAACAACUGCAAGAUCUCUUAGCAGGACAGGCACUCUGAGCUUGUGUCGGAUCCACGCCCACCCGCCGAUGUACAGCUGUUUGCACACUGAACCCUUCUCCACUGGAUCCUUUCAGAUGGGCCAUGGUUGCUUUUCCAAUGGCACGCACGAGCGUUAGGAAUGUGCUCACGUUUUGGCUUGGCAUAGGAAGAAGCAUGGUGCCGGCUGGAUCCCGCAGCGCUGGCGGGGAGAGGAUCUGCCAAGUGACCCUCCAAGAAUGCUUUGGGCUUUGCCUCUUGGCCUGGGGUGGAAAAUUCAGCAGCUGCCGGGUUAGGGAGGGGGAAAGGGGAAAAAAAGCUCAUCCAGUCUCAAUGGAGCAAUGGAUUUAAUGGAAGAUUGAGAGGCUUAAGGGAGUAGGCAAGGAGAGUCUGUGCUGCAACUUUUAACUCUUGGCCUCCUGAACAGAUUGCUGGUGCAAUAGUGAUCAUUGGAUGUAGACAAAUAAGCGGGGACAGGGGACUAAUGACAGUUUUCACCAGGAUGUUAACCUGCUGUUGCCAAAAAAACCAGAAAACAAGGCAAGAGCUGGCCAAUUAGAAAGGGGAAGGCAGCGCUCCAUUCGACGCCUUCACUUAUUUAUGUAAAUAUUAUACAUAUAUAUAAAUAUCACUUGUUUUUUAAGGGUUUUUUAAGAAGCAGUCAGGGAAAAUUUUAUGCAGCCAUGUAAAUACAAGCACUGGAUUGACUUUCCCAGUGUCAGCAAAGGGGACAAGUGGAGGAUUUUCCAAUGAAAACACAUAAAUGCUUUAAGAGACUUUCCCUCACCUCUGGGCUCGUGCUGGUGCUUUUAAAUACUACAUGUGCAGAAGGAAAGGACAAUUGGUGUUUAACAUGCCCCAAGCUGCUCUAUUCCUUUCAUUCACUAGAACCUGUGAGUGCUGAAGGCAGGGUGGGAUCGCAGUGCAUGGAGAGGCAGAGCAGCGAGGCCAGGGUCCUGGGGGGUUGGAGUGUUUUGGCAGGCAGGAGGAAGAGGCAGCUCUGGGGUCAGACUGAGGCCUUGGUCACUUUGUGCUUUCUCAUCGGGGAUUUGGGAAGAGGGGGUGGAAGCAUUGUGCCUGAAGCAGAGGAAAAAUGCUGAAUUUUGUCCCUUAUUGUUGCAAAGUCUCAUCCAUCGCUUCUAGUGCCCUCUAUCCAUGACAGCUCCUGGAUCCUGGCUGCUUCCAGCUUGGCUUUCCCAAAGGUGCUGCCUGAGCUUGCACUGCUGUAGCUCCUCCUGGAUGAAAGGGGGAAAGGACAGAAGUGGCUUUUCCCACUGGAGCAUGAAGGAGCAGGGACUGGGAAGGUGGAAGGUCGGGGUGAGGAAAUGGCGAUCUCCAGGUCCCUCGGUGGCAAAAUCACCUGGCUUUCGGAGCAAUCCCAGGAGACUGGGAGAGCAAACUGCUUUGCUCCAUGGCAUGGCUCCUGGAUCUUAGAGGGGCAAUAGCUUGAAAUGGAUCUUCUGUCAAGCAAGUGCACCUGCCUCUCUGGCUUUGUUCCACAGCUGAUCUGUGCUGGAAAUUCACCUGCAAACUGAGAAAUAGCACCCAGCCCUUAUCCCAAAAGCUAAGGGAGCCUGGCAGUGGGGCUGGGCCAUGGUGGCAGGUUCUCAUAGGUGGCCAGGUGGCUGGGCCAUGGUGGCAGGUUCUCAUAGGUGGCCACAGUCUACAUAGGUGUGUAGACUGUGAGUAGCGUGGUAGCAAGUGAAGUAUACAGUGCUGCCAUCUCCUCCUGGGAUCAGCUCACUGUGCUCCCCCUUUCCAGGCAGCCUGCGGCACUGUGUGGGCAGAAUGAAGCCGCUGCAGUUCUGGCGCGGCCGACAGACCCGCUGUGUCCAGGCAGCAGGGACAGGAGGGACACGUCCCCCUGUGGGGACACCGCUUCCCUCGCUCCCAAGCCAACCUGGGGGUGCCGGAGGCUUCCCCCUCCCCUCCCUGCAGAGCACAGCACGGGCAGGUCUCUUGGCUCAGCUCUCUCAUGCUUUAUCACCCAGCUCAAGUGAGCGAGGACAGAAUUAAACCCCAGGCAGGUGGAGGGGGAGAGGAAUCCUUUGAAGGGGUGCUUUGGCUUGAGAGCAAAGCCGCAGCCGGGCUGUCCCGGUGGCACGAAGGCCAGGGGAUUUGGAGAACCUGUCUGGAUGGCUGGCACCUGUUUCCCAUCACUUAACACGCAGCAGAAGACAAUCGCUGGCUCAGCAGCCCAGGGAUAUACGGCCAACAGGUGACCGCCCCCCAAGGGCAGCUCCUCCCAGGAAUCACCCCCGGCCAGUGCCGGUGUGUGGGACGAAGAGGGAUAAAGGGAUCCUUCCUGGAAUCACCAAGCUGCUGCAUGUCUCAAAACUCGCUGUACCUCUGCUUAGGUUUGGCUGUGCCACGUGCGCCACCUCCCCAUGCUGUUUCCCUGUGGUUGGUUUAGGUUUUGUCACCCUGUCUCGCAGAUCCUGUCUGGAGUGAGGAUGGAAGAUUUCCCUGGAGUGAUUGCCCAGCAACAAACUUUUUUUAUUUUUUAAUUUAAAAGGAAAAGAUUCUUGCAUCUGAUGUCAACACUAGUCUGUAGCUGCUCUCCAACACUUGUACCAUUCCUCAGUUGGGUUUUUUUUGGACUAUCCUUUUAUUUUUUUAUUCCUUUGUACAGUCAGUGUUGUUUACCUGAUUCUACAUGGUUUUGUUUUGUAUAAAUUAAAGUCUUUUUGUUUGUUUUGAACUACCA
Messenger RNA from Serinus canaria (Common canary), 3913 nucleotides. RefSeq names its product RAB40C, member RAS oncogene family (gene RAB40C). Lineage: Eukaryota; Metazoa; Chordata; Aves; Passeriformes; Fringillidae. The record is from RefSeq and is a predicted model, not a curated record. The transcript is spliced from 6 exons. Gene Ontology annotation, molecular function: GTPase activity; GTP binding. Gene Ontology annotation, biological process: protein localization to plasma membrane; intracellular signal transduction. The coding region runs from base 353 to 1210 and encodes 285 amino acids. Gene Ontology annotation, cellular component: plasma membrane; synaptic vesicle; endosome.